Molecule: messenger RNA, 1155 nt
Organism: Microthlaspi erraticum
Lineage: Eukaryota; Viridiplantae; Streptophyta; Magnoliopsida; Brassicales; Brassicaceae
Source: the annotation of a GenBank genome assembly
AUGGAAAAGUUUGAGCAUCUAUCAAUCACCUCGACUCGUCCCAAGUGGGUAAGAAAAUACCCAGAGCCAAUCCCAGUUAUUAUACUUAUGAAUAUAUUCUCUAGACUCGAGGGAAAGUCUAUAGCUAGGUUUAGCUGCGUAUCGAAACUCUGGAGAAACAUACUCCGUCGUCCUGAUUUCACUGAGCUGUUUCUGACCAAGUCUUCCACUCGUCCAAGGCUCUUCUUCACCUUAGCAACCAUUGAUGACAAGUUCUUAUUCUACUCUUCACCACAGCCUCAAAAUCUAAACGAGGACUGUACCCUUGUAGCCACACGUUACCAUAAGUCAUUCCCCGAAUAUUUUCGGUCUGGUGACUGUUCUACAGCCUGUGGAUUGGCCUUUCUUCAUAGCCCUUAUAAAACAAAGAUGCAUGUGGUUUGUAACCCUAUCACAGGAGAGUUCCUAGCCUUACCCAAACUGACCUUAUCCCGAGUGAAAGCAAAGAGUAAACAAGCUUAUAAAGAGAAGACUAGAGCAAUCUUUUUGGGCUAUGAUCCCAUCAGCAAACAAUUCAAAGUGUUGUCUAUGGCCUCGUCACGUUGCAAAAGAGCCAACACUCAUCAGGUUUUGACAAUGGAGCCUGGAAAACGUUUGUGGAGAAGGGUCGAAUGCAAAUUCCACUUUAAAGUGACUUUUAGAAUACAUCGUGAAAUAUGCAUAAACGGUGUUUUGUAUUUCGGAGCUGAGGUGGGAGAAUACUGUGUGAUAGUUUGCUUCGACGUUAGGUCUGAGAAGUUGGGACUUAUCAACAUGAGCAAAGACAUGAUAGGAACAGAUACUUCUUAUGAAGACUGGCGUUUCACUUUGUUCAACUACAAAGGUAAAUUAGGUGUACGUCAAAAAACAUAUUGGGACAGAGAGCUCGUGUUGUGGGUUCUAGAAGAUGCCGCAAGUCAUCAGUGGUCCAAGCAGACCUACGCAUUGCCUCCAAUAAGCGGAAGCAGAAAAUGGAAUUGUAACUCUUGUUCACACAGCAAAGAAUGGUUUGUUGGAAUGACUGGUACAGGUGAAAUCGUGUUUUCGGCGCACAUCAACGAACCAGAGCUUUUCCGUGUCCACUUUUACAAUCUCGAGAGGAAAACCUUUACAAAGAGUCGAUAUUCAGGGGCUUGA